Phragmites australis (common reed) is the source of this 745-nucleotide messenger RNA. Its product is annotated as 14 kDa proline-rich protein DC2.15-like. The record is from RefSeq and is a predicted model, not a curated record. The transcript has a single exon. Lineage: Eukaryota; Viridiplantae; Streptophyta; Magnoliopsida; Poales; Poaceae. Bases 66 to 443 code for a protein of 125 amino acids.
CACCAGCACUCUCCUAGCCCUGCAGUGUGGAAGCACUCCCUGCACCGUUGGGUUUUUCAGACGCCAUGGCAUCUCAGGCCUUCCUCGUGGCCCUCAACCUGAUCCUCUUCACGGUGGCUAACGCCUGCGGCAGCACGUGCCCGACGCCAACCCCACCGACUCCGACACCGCCGUCACCGUCCUACGACAAGUGCCCCAAGAACGCGCUCAAGCUAGCCGCUUGCGCCAACGUGCUGGGCCUCGUCAGCGCCGAGGUCGGCAAGCCGCCCGCCGAGCCGUGCUGCAGCGUCCUCGGUGGCCUCGCUGACCUCGAGGCCGCCGUCUGCCUCUGCACCGCCAUCAAGGCCAGCGUGCUCGGAAUCACCCUCGACAUCCCUGUCAAGCUCAGCCUCAUUGUCAACUACUGUGGCAAGAACCUCCCCAGUGGCUUCAUAUGUGCUUGAUAGCUACGUGACUACCUGGUCACUUACUCACGCACGAAUAUAUGUUUCAUUCGUGAGUGCAUGCCGCAUGCGUGCGUUGGUUUUCUCCAACUUUUUUUUUUGUCUGCUUGCUUUGUCAGUCUGUUGGUUCUGAAUGUAGAACUGCGGACGAUCCAGAUCAAUAAAUUAAGUGUGUGAGUCAACUGUAUGUGUUUCAUCUCUUUCUUUUUCUCUGAUAAUAUGGCUGUGAAUGGAGAUUUUCUUCUCCAAGGUCCUAGCUAGGAACUGCAUGCAAUGCACUUUUAGGUUUUAUGCGGUGUUUA